CUGGGAAGUGCGCCUGCGCUCUCACUCCAGGCUGGGCGUUCGUAGAGCGGCAUCUCUUCCAGUUUAUUCUUUCAAUGAGCGAAAGAGACAGAGAGAUAGCACCCCUAAGGGGGUCUUGAUGCCGAGAUCCACCCCUGGCUUCAGCCAGCCCUGGAUCACCAGCACAGAUGGAAAACAGAUAAGGAAGAAUCUGAAAUUCGAUUCAAAAAGACGAUAGAGGUGAUAAAAGAUAAAGUCUUUUUUAGUCUGGUUUUUUUAACAAAGGAAACUGACUUGAGAUAAUUUACCAUGAAAUCAGAAUUGGAAUUUGUUAUUUACUCCAGGCAAGAUCUGUAGACCACAUAAAGAUUCUUCAGAAUUUUUCAACCAUUAGUUUACACCCAGAUAAUUUCAGAAUGUCCAGCAAGGAAGUGAAGACUGCUCUAAAAAGUGCUAGAGAUGCAAUCAGAAACAAAGAGUACAAAGAAGCCUUGAAACAUUGUAAGACGGUGUUAAAACAAGAGAAAAAUAACUACAAUGCCUGGGUUUUCAUCGGUGUUGCUGCAGCUGAGCUAGAACAACCUGAUCAGGCCCAGGGCGCCUAUAAGAAAGCUGCCGAAUUGGAGCCAGACCAGUUGCUGGCUUGGCAGGGUUUAGCAAGCUUGUAUGAAAAAUGUAAUCACAUAAAUGCUAAGGAUGACUUACCUGGUGUUUACCGAAAGCUCCUGGAUCUUUAUGAAAGUGUUGACAAACAGAAAUGGUGUGAUGUCUGCAAGAAACUUGUGGAUCUGUAUUACCAAGAAAAGAAACACCUAGAGGUGGCUCGGUCAUGGCAUAAAUUAAUAAGGACACGGCAGGAAGAAGGUGCAGACAAUGAAGAGCUUUGCCAGCUCUGGAGGAAAUUGACUCAGCUGUUGGCUGAGAGUACCGAGGAUCAGAAUAAUGAAACCCAGCAGUUGCUUUUAACUGCAUUUGAGAAUGCUCUGGACUUGACAGAUAAAAUUCCUAGUGAAGAUCACCAACUACUUUAUAGGCAGUUCAUUCAGUGUUUAUCCAAAUUUCCUCAUGAGACUGCUAGGUUGAAGAAGGCCUGUGAAGGGAUGAUAAACCUGUAUCCCACUGUACAGUACCCAUUGGAAGUGCUUUGUUUGCAUUUAAUUGAAUCAGGAAGUGUCACUGAUGAGGGACAACAGUAUUGUUGUAGACUAGUGGAGAUGGAUUCCAGAAGUGGCCCAGGCCUCAUUGGCUUAGGUAUUAAAGCAUUACAAGACAGAAAGUUUGAAGAUGCCAUUGGAAACCUAACAGAAGGAUUAAAGGAAAGCCCUCUCUGUACCAUUGGAUGGUAUCAUCUGGCAGAAGCACAAGUCAAAAUGCAUAGGCAUAAGGAAGCUGUCCUUUCUUGCAAUCAAGCUCUGAAGAACAUAGAUAAUCUCUCUCUGGUUGGUGGCAGUCUUCAGCAGAAGACCCUCUGUCUCCAGUUGAAGGCAGAGGCUUUGAUCAAGCUCUCAGAUUACGAAUCUUCAGAGGAAGCACUUCGUACUCUCGAUCAGGCUUCUGAUGCAAAUAAUAUCCCAGGACUCUUGGUUCUCAAAAGCUUGGCCUAUCUGAACAAAGGCUCACUAGAUGAAUCUACAAAGAUUAUGGAAGAUCUCCUCUCUUCUUACCCUGAACUAGUUGAAGCUCGUGCCCUUGAGGCUUUGAUUCAUUUUACCAAAAAGGACUAUUUGCAAGCAGAAAAAUGUUUUCAGAGAGUGCUUGAGAAAGAUCCUGAAGUUGCUGAAUAUCAUUACCAACUUGGGUUAACGUACUGGUUCAUGAGUGAAGAAACAAGAAAAGAUAAAACAAAGGCUCUUACCCAUUUUCUGAAGGCUGCAAGACUGGAUACAUACAUGGGCAAAGCUUUCUGCUACUUAGGCCACUAUUACAGAGAUGUUGUGGGAGAUAAGAGCAGAGCCCGUGGGUGUUACAGGAAAGCUUUUGAACUCGAUGACACUGAUGCUGAGUCUGGAGCCGCAGCGGUUGACCUCAGUGUGGAGCUUGAAGAUAUGGAAACUGCCUUGGCUGUCCUAACAACAGUAACUCAAAAGGCAAGUGCUGGAACAGCAAAAUGGGCGUGGCUCAGGCGAGGACUAUACUAUUUGAAAGCUGGUCAGCAUUCUCAAGCAGUGGCUGAUUUACAGGCAGCGUUAAGAGCAGACCCGAAGGACUUCAAUUGUUGGGAGUCCCUAGGAGAGGCGUACCUCAGCAGAGGUGGCUAUACUACAGCCUUGAAAUCCUUCACCAAAGCCAGCGAGCUGAACCCAGAAUCCACAUACAGCGUGUUUAAGGUUGCAGCAAUACAGCAAAUCCUGGGCAAAUACAAGGAGGCCGUAGCUCAGUACCAGCUGAUCAUUAAAAAACAAGAAGAUUAUGUGCCUGCUUUGAAAGGCUUGGGCGAAUGCCAUCUUAUGAUGGCAAAAACAGCACUAGUUGAUUAUCUUGAUGGGAAAGCUGUAGACUACAUAGAAAAAGCACUGGAAUAUUUUACUCGGGCCCUACAGCAUCGAGCUGAUGUGUCCUGCCUUUGGAAGCUGGUGGGCGAUGCUUGCACCAGUCUGCAUGCUGUCUCACCAGCUAAAGUGCACGUGCAUGUUUUAGGAGUCCUUCUGGGCCAGAAAGAGGGAAAACAAAUACUAAAGAAAAAUGAGCUUCUCCACCUUGGAGGAAGGUGUUACGGUCGUGCAUUAAAGCUGAUGUCUACAUCUAAUACAUGGUGUGACCUUGGGAUUAAUUAUUAUCGCCAAGCACAGCACCUAGCAGAAACAGGCAGCAGCACGGAUGAUCUUCAAGAGUUGCUGGAUAAAUCUUUACAGUGUUUGAAAAAGGCAGUGAGACUCGACAGUCGCAAUCACUUACACUGGAAUGCGCUUGGUGUGGUUGCCUGUUACAGUGGUAUUGGGAAUUAUGCCCUUGCUCAGCACUGUUUCAUCAAAUCAAUUCAGUCAGAACAAAUUAAUGCUGUUGCAUGGACCAACCUGGGAGUAUUAUAUCUUGCAAAUGAAAACAUUGAGCUAGCUCAUGAAGCUUUCAAAAUGGCUCAGUCACUUGAUCCAUCUUAUCUAAUGUGCUGGAUUGGACAAGCUCUUAUCGCAGAGACGGUUGGAAGUUAUGACACCAUGGAUCUCUUCAGGCAUACGACAGAACUUAGUAUGCAUACGGAAGGAGGACUAGGCUAUGCAUACUGGGUCUGCACAACACUGCAAGAUAAAAGCAACAGAGAGACAGAGCUGUACCAGUACAACAUCCUGCAGAUGAACGCUGUCCCGGCAGCCCAGGUCGUCCUGAGCAAGUACAUAGAAAGAACUCAGAAUUAUGCUCCAGCUUUCACAAUGUUGGGUUAUUUAAAUGAACAUCUACAACUGACAAGGGAGGCAGCCGAUGCGUACCAAAGGGCAAUUUUGUUGUUACAGACUGCAGAAGACAGAGAUACUUACUAUGUUACACUAAGAAAUUACGGCAGAGUGUUAUGUUCCAUCGGUGAAUAUGAUAAAGCGAUCCAGGCUUUUAAGUCAACACCCCUUGAAGAGUUGGAAGACAUCAUAGGUUUUGCAUUGGCUUUGUUUAUGAAAGGGCUAUAUAAAGAGAGCAACAAAGCCUAUGAGAGAGCCUUGUCGAUUGUUGAAUCAGAACAAGACAAAGCCCAUAUCAUGACAGCUCUGGCAAUAACAGAAUACAAACAAGGAAAAAUGGAUGUAGCCAAGACACUGCUGUUUAAAUGCUCUAUUUUAAAGGAGCCAACCACAGAAAGCCUUCAAGCCCUGUGUGCUCUAGGACUGGCCAUGCGGGAUGCUACGCUGUCAAAAGCAGCACUUAAUGAGUUACUGAAGCACGACAAGCGCCGAGACAGCAAUUACCCACGGUGCCUUCUCACUUCAGCCAUUUACGCCCUGCAGGGCCGCAGCGUGGCGGUGCAAAGACACAUAUCCAAAGCCGUUCACAGUAACCCAGCUGACCCUGCUCUUUGGUCUCUGUUGUCCCGAGUUGUUGCUCAGUAUACUCAACGAAAUGCGAAGGGAGGUGCUGUAGCAGGAAAUGUGGCUCAUAUUCUGGAUUCAAAUCAUGGAAAGAAGGCGUUACUGUACACUGCAGUGAAUCAGUUGGCCAUGGGAAGCAGUUCAGCAGAAGAGGAAAAGAUCACUGCACUGAAGACCAUCCAGAGGGCAGCUCUUCUUUCUCCAGGUGACCCUGCUGUCUGGGCCGUGCUCAUGGCCGCGUGUUAUGCUGACGAUGAACUGGCUUUAGUGAACAGCACUGAGCCCAAGAGGAUGGAUUUAUAUUUGGCACUGUUGUCUGCUGUUUCUGCUUCAAUUAAAGACAAAGAAUUCUUUGAAAAUUACAACCAAUCUCUUGAAAAGUGGUCCCUCUCACAAGCUGUCACUGGUCUAAUAGACACAGGAAGAGUAUCCGAGGCCGAAGCACUGUGCACAAAGAACUUAAAAAGUAACCCUGAUCAGCCAGCUGUCAUCCUGCUCCUGAGACAAGUUCAGUGUAAACCGCUCCUGGAGUCCCGAAAGCCGCUUCCAGAUGCUGUGCUUGAAGAGCUGCAGAAAGCAGUCAUGUCCAACUCAAGCUCUGUGCCGGCUUGGCAGUGGCUGGCACACGUGUAUCAGUCCCAAGGAAUGAUGGGUGCUGCAGAGAUGUGUUACAGAAAGAGCCUGCAGGUGGCGUCCCAGCAGGGCAGCUGGAGUGGGAAGCUCUCAAGUCUGUUGAGGCUAGCCCUGCUUGCAUUGGAAGUCUGCAUGGCUAAUAUUCCCAAUGAUCACUGGCCCUCCCUGGUACAAGAAGCUACAACUGAGGCCUUGAAACUUUGCUUUUGCCCGCUGGCUGUUCUUUUACAAGCUUUGCUACAAUUCAAUCGCAAAAUGGGGGCAAGAGAGACACGGCGCCUUUUGGAGAGAGUGGUGUACCAGCCUGGGUAUCCCAAAUCCAUUGCAUCAACUGCACGUUGGUACCUGCUGAGACACUUACAUGCCAAAAAUGACUAUCAGCUGAUUGAAGUACUUGUAAAGAAUGCUGAAAUUCAAGGAGAUAAAAGGGCAUUGGAACUGAAUCAGAAGUUGUCCUCCUCACAAUAACUGUGAAUUAUUAUUUUAUAUUAUGGAAACAGAGACAUUGAGAGAAGAAAGCAGUGAAUCAAGACUUUUCCCUAAAGCAACAUUUUUAAAAUCUAUAGUUAUAAUCAUUUAUUUCUUUUUAUUUUAAAAUCUGCAGAAGUUGUUUUUAAAUUAAGGAUGUAAUUUCCCCUUAACUCUUUAAUCUUAUUUUAAUCUGAGAAACGUCUUUGAUUUGAGAAGUCCACCAUGAAAACCAUGUUUACCUUCAUUACUCAACAGUUAUUUGCCAACCAUUAUUUUCUGCAUCUUGCAUGAUGCACAAUAGGAUAUGUUUUUGUAAUCUCUCACAAUAAAGCCUUAAUAGCCAUUUAAAAAAUAAUAUGCAAAAGCAGAUUAGUGCCACGUAGAAUUUUCAUUUCUUAAAAGCACAUUUGAAGAUUUAACUCCUCUGACUUCUGGGGUUCAGACCAACUCCUCAUAAAAUCUCAUCUUGUAACUUAUUUUGCUAGUGGUUCAUCCCAAAUUCUGUUGCAGAAGCGCAUUGUAAAU
Molecule: messenger RNA, 5621 nt
Organism: Tupaia belangeri chinensis (Chinese tree shrew)
Lineage: Eukaryota; Metazoa; Chordata; Mammalia; Scandentia; Tupaiidae
Gene: SKIC3
Product: SKI3 subunit of superkiller complex
Exons: 44
Coding region: 396-5093 (1565 amino acids)
Biological process (GO): nuclear-transcribed mRNA catabolic process
Cellular component (GO): Ski complex
Molecular function (GO): protein binding
Source: RefSeq, a predicted model, not a curated record